UGAAAACCCUAACUUGUUUUUUUGGCAAAAUAAGUUAUCAUUUUAUUUUAUUAAUCUCCUUAAUUAUACAGGCCGAUUUGUAUAAACGAUUAAUUCUGCUGUUUUUGCCAUGUUAGGGAAUGUUAUUUACUAAUAAAAUCGUGUUUAUCGUUUUGUGAUUUUCAGCACGCUUUUGUUUUCAAUCAUGAAUGAAAAACCUAUUUUAAAUCUCUGAAAUAAGUUAUCACCUUCUGAUCUCAAAAGUUAUACUUUUGGUUUUUUUUCUGGAAAAGAGGAGGGCUUUUUGCGGUGUUAAUUGUUUUUGAAGAGGAUGGAUUCUCAAAUUGCAUCUGAUAAGUCAGAAACAGGAUGUGGCUAAUUUCUCUUCUUUUCCUCUUGUUUUCCCUUUGCUUGUCAAAUUGAUUAAGUGCAAUGAGUUAUCUAUUGUUUUCUUUUCUGCUGAUCAGGUUUUGGUUUCUUUAAUUAAUUUAGAAAACUAUUUAUCUCUACCAUCGUUUUGUAUAUUUAAUUAAUUCUGCUGUUUUAUUUUCCAUGUUAGGUAAUGUUAGUGUUUUUAAUUUAGUGAUUUUCAGCAUUUUUUGUUUUCAAUCAUGAAAACCCUAAUUUAAAUCUCUGAAACAAGUUACCAUAUAUAUAUAUUUGGCAAAGAGGAGGACUAUGUUAAUUAUUUCUGAAGAGGAUGGAUUCCCAAAUUGCAUCUGAUAAGUUAGAAACGGUAAGAGUAGUCACGGGGCUAAUUUCUUCUUCCUUUUUGUUUUCCCUUUGCAGAGGGGGACUGAUGGCUACCUCUUUAGAUGGAAAAGCAGGUGAGAGCAAGAACUGCAGCUGUGCUCGUUUUCUUUGUUCAAGUUUACCAGAUGAUGUGCUGGUUGACAUCCUCUGUCGGGUUACUGAUCGCAAGCAUCUCAUUAGACUUAAAAGUGUUUGCAAAUGUUGGAACAAUCUGAUUACUGAUGCUUGUGUUCCAAAAAUCUCAGACUCUUCACCUCUUCGUGGCUUUAUUUACCAUGCGUUGAGGGUCAGAAGCGGGAAAACAUACAUUGAUUAUAUCCCCUGCGCCAUGACUCCAGCAGUUGCACCGGAACCACAUGAAUUUGUCAAGUCCUAUUCUUCGUUGUUGCCUUUUGAACCUGCCCGGGGUGAUUUCCUUGAUUGUUGCAAUUGUUUGCUUUUGUUUGUUGAGGGUUCUAUUUCACAGUACUAUGUUUGCAAUCCUGUGACAAAACAGUGUGUGGCGAUUCCUAGAGAUUUUAUGCUCGAAAACAUAUGUUCUGCAGCCCUGGCAUUUGAUCCUUUCAAAUCACCUCACUACAAAGUUGUUUGCUUUGAUUAUUCAGAGCCCAAGCCCCCCCCAAAGAUUGCGCGUGUUCUCAUCAGAGACUAGCAGUUGGACUAUCCAAGAAACCCCUUUUGGAUAUGGAUCUAAGAAGUCUAAAUUGGCCAAGCAUUGUAUUUACUUGGAUGGAGUGUUGUACCGUGAAUCUGCCUCAAAACAGAUUGACUUAAAACGACUUUAUGUUUUGAUCUUAACAGAGGAAAUUCUCGUGCCAUUGAGCUUCCAGAGAAGGAGAGACUUGCUCCCAAUAACAAUGGAUGCAUUAGGCUAUCGAGGCGCCAUUUAUGUUAUUCCGAUCUUGUUGGAACUGCAUUUUACUUUUGGUUGCUUAAGGAUCGUUGCAAGAAUGAUAGAUGGACUCUGAUUCACAAUUUCAAUGUUGAUUAUUUGGGAAAACACGUGCAUCGGCUGGAUAGGAUUACUAUUGCCAGAUUUGGUAAAAUUUCAGCUUUGAGGCCCUUUGCUUUGCAUCCAACUUCUGAAGUUAUCUUCUUUGGGACUCGGGGUGCUAUGCUCAGUUAUCAUCCCAAAGACAAAAGGGUGGAAUUGAUUUAUAGAAGAAAGAAAGACAGGCAAAUAAUUAAGGGGCAGAUCUCAGUCUUUCCAUACACACUAUGCCUGGUGAAUUUGAAAGAUUUUGGUCAAUUGGAUUGCAGUUUGAGCCAGCCAUGAGUAGCCAGCCCAAUUCUUUUGUCUCACUAGAUGAUAUUUUCUGUAUCCUCGUUUUCUUUUAAUACCAUUUAUGUUAUUGAUGGAACAUUAUUAUCUACCGUAGUCUCCUACAAUUCAAGCUGUAGAAGUUUUGGUUAUUCAGUUAA
This is a messenger RNA of Populus trichocarpa (black cottonwood), 2154 nucleotides long. RefSeq names its product F-box protein At5g07610. Lineage: Eukaryota; Viridiplantae; Streptophyta; Magnoliopsida; Malpighiales; Salicaceae. Gene Ontology annotation, molecular function: protein binding. The transcript is spliced from 2 exons. Bases 680 to 1384 code for a protein of 234 amino acids. The record is from RefSeq and is a predicted model, not a curated record.